UCCCAGCGCCCAGCCAUGUCCUUCGCCAUGCUGCGCUCGGCCCCCGCCCGGUUUCUGUACCCCGAGAUCAGCAUGCUGUCCGAGGACGAGGACAACGGGAGCGAAAGCUCGGGAUCCGACGAGAAGCCCUACCACCUGGACGCGGGCGGCUACGGCCUGAAGAGCAGCAAGCACAGGAGCAGCAAGAAAAGCAACCGGAUCAGCAGGGAGCCCCGGCAGCGCCACACGGCCAACGCGCGGGAGCGGGACCGCACCAACAGCGUCAACACGGCCUUCACCGCUCUGAGGACUCUCAUCCCCACCGAGCCGGCCGACAGGAAGCUCUCCAAGAUCGAGACGCUCCGCCUGGCUUCCAGCUACAUCUCGCACCUGGGCAACGUCCUCCUGGUGGGGGAAGCGUGCGGAGACGGGCAGCCGUGCCACACCACGCCAGCCUUCUUCCACCACAGCAGUGGCGGCAGCGGCAGCAGCCCACCCACGAGGGAGAGCGAAACGUCCCAGCCCAAACAGAUCUGCACUUUCUGCCUCAGCAACCAGAGGAAGAUGAGUAAAGACCGAGACAGGAAGACGGCGAUUCGGAGUUAGACGGUUAUGGAUUGAGGAAGGUGGAGGAGGAGGAGAUUAAGAGGAAGAUGGAAAGAUGGAAAACCCACACAUGCAAAACAAAGAGACAGAUCCUUUCGGCCUGCACCCACCUGCCACCUGGAGGCGUGUGGCUUCGCCCAGGAUAAACUUAUGGCAGCUUGUCCCAGAGGGGAGACUGAGCACUCUCUGGGUUCGCAUUUGCAGGCGAGGGAAGUAGGCUUUGGCCGACAAAGGAAGGCAGAACUCUGAAGGGCUGUCCUCGGCAGUGCUGGGGGGCGAGACAGGUGCUGUAGGCCUGGCCACUGCUGCAAAGGUGAGCUCCUUCCACUCAAACAGAAGGACAGACUUACACACUUCAGAACAAUCCUCAUGGACCUGAAUCCUGCAGGGAGAUUCUUCU
This is a messenger RNA of Elgaria multicarinata webbii, 985 nucleotides long. RefSeq names its product scleraxis bHLH transcription factor (gene SCX). The transcript is spliced from 2 exons. The record is from RefSeq and is a predicted model, not a curated record. NCBI's taxonomy places the organism in Eukaryota, Metazoa, Chordata, Lepidosauria, Squamata, Anguidae. Gene Ontology annotation, biological process: developmental process; regulation of transcription by RNA polymerase II. Bases 16 to 585 code for a protein of 189 amino acids. Gene Ontology annotation, molecular function: protein dimerization activity; RNA polymerase II transcription regulatory region sequence-specific DNA binding; DNA-binding transcription factor activity, RNA polymerase II-specific.